AUGGCACGGCUAGUGAGCAGGAGGGCAGGCGCCAAACCGAGGUCUCUGCCCUCAGUGCAGUUGGAUUCCGAUUUUGCUGCAAGGUCUUGGGUAGCUGGGACAGGGGUCACCUCGACUGAACAAACGCAACUGGAAGCUUGCAGUCGCCAAGGGUCUCAGGAGGCCGGCACUCAGAGGCCGGGCGCUGACGUGCCUGCGUUAUUUUCUCGCAAAUACGGGGGUGACAGCAAAACGACUGCCCGGCUGGGGCGAACCCUGGCUCCCCCGGCUCCGUCCUUGUCCCCUCUAGCCCGGAUCGCUCACCAGGUGACCUUGGGAGGGCGCUUGACCUCUCUGGGCCUCAGUUUCCCGGUCUGUGCUCUUGGCAGUGCUGUAAUAGCACGGCGGGUCUCCCAGCGCCCCCAGGGCGGAAUGUGGGCGCCCGACACGCGGGAAGCUCCUGGACACCCCUUCUCCGCGCGCCCCCAGCGCGCCCAGACCUUUGAAAGUAACGCUCUGCGGCUGGUGAACCAAGAAAUAGAAAAGUUUCAGAAAGGAGAAGGCAAGGAUGAAGAAAAGUACAUUGAUGUGGUGAUUAAUAAGAACAUGAAGCUGGGACAGAAAGUGUUAAUUCCUGUAAAACAGUUCCCUAAGUUCAACUUUGUGGGAAAACUUUUGGGUCCACGUGGCAAUUCCCUCAAGCGAUUACAAGAAGAAACCUUGACAAAAAUGUCUAUCCUUGGAAAAGGUUCCAUGAGGGACAAGGCAAAGGAAGAAGAGUUGAGGAAAAGUGGAGAAGCAAAGUACUUUCACCUCAAUGAUGACCUCCACGUACUCAUCGAAGUGUUUGCACCGCCAGCAGAAGCUUAUGCCCGAAUGGGGCAUGCUUUGGAAGAAAUCAAAAAGUUUCUUAUCCCUGACUAUAAUGAUGAAAUCAGGCAAGCCCAGCUCCAGGAAUUAACAUAUUUGAAUGGUGGCUCAGAAAAUGCAGACGUCCCGGUGGUUCGAGGGAAAUCCACCUUGCGUACAAGAGGUGUACCGACCCCACCAGUAACCAGGGGAAGGGGAGGAGUCACAGCACGGCCAGUUGCAGUUGGUGUACCACGAGGGACGCCAGCGCCCAGGGGCGUCCUUUCAACCCGAGGGCCAGUGAGUCGGGGGAGAGGACUUCUCACUCCCAGAGCAAGAGGAGCUCCCCCAACUGGGUACAGACCUCCACCGCCACCCCCAACACAAGAGACCUACGGAGAAUAUGACUAUGACGAUGGCUAUGGUACUGCUUAUGAUGAUCAGAGUUAUGACUCCUACGAUAAUAGCUAUAGCACCCCAGCCCAGAGUGGUGCCGAUUACUAUGACUACGGACAUGGACUCAGCGAGGAGACCUACGAUUCCUACGGGCAAGAGGAGUGGACUAACUCCAGACACAAGGCUCCUUCCGCGCGGACCGCGAAGGGCGUCUACAGAGACCAGCCGUACGGCAGAUACUGAUUGUGCUCUGAGGUUGUGGAGUAGCCCCUCUCCACCAGUCCUGUGUACUGUUCAAAGUAAUUUUUUUCUAUGAACAAUCCCUUUUUAAAUAAAUCAAAUUGCUUAAAAUCUGAAUGGAUGGAACUUAAAACCACUUUGUUGAAACAUCAACCUGGUCAGAAAAAAAAAAAAAAAAGACCUGUAAAAUUUUGUUAUUUCUAGUCUGUAUAUGAACAAAUAGGUCAUCAAAAGGAAAAAAAAAUAACUUUGAUUAACUAGUGUUAAAUUUAAAAAAAUAGGUUUACUAAAUAUGUUAAUCCAUUCUUUUAACAUAAGCCUCACCUUUCAUUUUAAAGGUUUCCAUAGAAUUUAGUUAUUUUAUCUUUCAGCCAUAUGCUAGUUUUGUUUCUUUCCUCUUGCCAACAUGCGUAAAAAGGGAAGCCAACUACAAGUGCAAAUAAUGUGGUAUUCUUUUGUAACUCAAGUCUUGAAAUGUUCUGUAGUGUUAAGCAAAGUCUCCUCUUGCUUGAUACUAAAUAAACUUUUGAAAGAAA
Messenger RNA from Tupaia belangeri chinensis (Chinese tree shrew), 2000 nucleotides. It is a transcript of the gene KHDRBS3, whose product is annotated as KH RNA binding domain containing, signal transduction associated 3. The transcript has 13 exons. The record is from RefSeq and is a predicted model, not a curated record. Gene Ontology annotation, molecular function: mRNA binding. The coding region runs from base 1 to 1467 and encodes 488 amino acids. Lineage: Eukaryota; Metazoa; Chordata; Mammalia; Scandentia; Tupaiidae. Gene Ontology annotation, cellular component: nucleus. Gene Ontology annotation, biological process: regulation of alternative mRNA splicing, via spliceosome.